AUGCUGCCCUGGUUUCUUGUCUUUUCCACUCUGGGUCUUCCAGCCUGGGGUGUUUCCUCCUGGGACAAAACACAAACUAAACAGGUGUCAGAGAGGUUACAGUACCUGUUUGGCAACAUCUCCCAACUCAUUGAAAAAGGCAAACUGGAUCUUGAUGAUGUCUUCACCAUAGUCUUUCGCAAGGAGUGGGGGGCGGAAGCUGUUGGCUGCAGCUCUCACCUGACCAGGCCAGUGGAUGCCCUCAUCACACACCAUAUCCAUGGACUGGAGUGCCAUAACCAGACUGUCUGUAGUCAGAGGCUUCGUGAACUGCAGGCCUAUCAUGUCCACAACAACAGUGUAUGUGACGUGGCCUACAACUUCCUGGUUGGGGAUGACGGCAGGGUGUAUGAAGGUGUCGGCUGGAACAUCCAAGGCUUGCACACCCAAGGCUACAACAACAUAUCCCUGGGGAUAGCCUUCUUUGGCUCCAAGGAAGGCCUCAGUCCCAGCCCUGCUGCCCUGUCUGCUAUGAAGGGCCUAAUCUCCUAUGCUGUCCAGAAGGGCCACUUGUCAUCCAGGUAUAUACAGCCACUUCUUGUGAAAGGCGAAAAGUGCCUGGUCCCUCCGCAGAAGGCAAGGCCAAAGAAAGCUUGCCCCAACAUUGUUCCACGGUCUGCUUGGGGCGCUAGGGAGACCCACUGCCCCAAGAUGACCCUGCCUGCUAAGUAUGUCAUCAUCAUCCACACUGCUGGGAGAACCUGUAGCAUGCCUGAUGAGUGCCGACUGCUGGUCCGAGACCUCCAGUCCUACUUCAUGGACAGCCUCAAUAAAUGUGACAUUGGAUAUAACUUCGUUGUGGGCCAGGAUGGUGGUGUUUAUGAAGCGGCAGGCUGGAAUGGCCAAGGCUCCCACACAGCUGGCUACAAUGACAUUGCCUUGUCUGUCACCUUCAUGGGCAUCUUCUCAGGUACCCCACCCAAUGCUCUAUCACUAAAGGCAGCCCAAGACCUGAUCCAAUGUGCUGUGGACAAGGGGCACCUAACCCCUAACUACCUGCUGAUGGGCCACAGUGAUGUCACCAACACUCUGUCCCCUGGACAGGCUUUGUACAACAUCAUCAAGUCAUGGCCUCACUUCAAACAUUGA
This is a messenger RNA of Castor canadensis (American beaver), 1128 nucleotides long. It is a transcript of the gene Pglyrp4, whose product is annotated as peptidoglycan recognition protein 4. Gene Ontology annotation, biological process: peptidoglycan catabolic process. Lineage: Eukaryota; Metazoa; Chordata; Mammalia; Rodentia; Castoridae. The record is from RefSeq and is a predicted model, not a curated record. Gene Ontology annotation, molecular function: N-acetylmuramoyl-L-alanine amidase activity; zinc ion binding.